AUGGGAAUCGAAUACGUACGAAACAGUCUCAACAUACUUAGGAAAACCUCUUCCUCGUCGACCACUCAGCGCGUCAUCAGGGAUCUGAAGCCGUACGUGGACGCGUACGCUACUGCCAUUCUGCGCCUGCUACUCCUCUACAUCGAAGAGAUAUUUUCCCAUGCGCGCGAGGCGACUCGCGGUAUGGCGGUGGGCGCAAGGACGGCAGCCAAGAUUACGGCGGUCAUGCUAGUAUCCCUGUGCAACUACGCGGCGGUGCGCGUAAAGUUUUCGCAAAACAACAAGCCACAGGACGUCAUCAACCUCCUGGUCGAAGAGAGCAACAGGUUGUACACGAGUAACGUCGAGAACGGAGUGUACCGCUGCGACACCGACUACAUGACGCUCCGGACCGUCAUGCCGGCCGAGCGGGUCACGGACGACGUCAACAUCAUCGAUCCGGCCAUCUCUACGACGCUGCGUGACCACAACGAGCUCAUCAUGAAGAGUUCCGACACGAUCCCCGUGCCGCGUACCAACCACUACGUGCUAGCCCUGCAGAAGGAGAAGGCGCCGGCCACCGAGGUGUCGGUCCUUAACAUCGCCUCCAUCAUAGAACAGUGCAUGAGCAACGGGCGCGUGGACUCUCGCUUCGUCGAAGUGCACAAACAGUCGGACCAGGGCACGCAGGAGCUCAACAAAUUUUACAGCCAGGCCUGUUGCGUCUCGCCCCGUAACCUCGGUCUGUUUCUACAGUGCCUAAACUUUGAGAUGAUGGACUCGGACAUGUUUGGGGCCACCUUACAGUGCCUCAAGAUGACCAAGGGCAUACCCACUCCGCGCCAGGAAGAAAUUGCCACCUACUCAAACACGGCGCUAUUUCGGAUGGCCACCAACCUGUUUUAUCACACGCGUUUCUGCAGGAGCUACCGCGGCGAAAACACCUACCUGUACGACUCGCGCUUCUUUAACGACUUUGUACUCUGGGUCCAGUCGCCCAACUGUCUGGAACACCACAUCUCGCCUAGCGUGUCGUCGUCCAUCAUCUCGUGGUGCACGUCCAUGUCUACUGCCAUGCACACUACGCGCGACGCCAACGGAGCGAAGUGCGCCAUGGCGGCCAUAUCCACGUGCGAGGUGGACCAACGCGUACUAGCCGACUUUUUGAACAUGUUCAUCAAGCUCUUUAUCGAGGACGAGACCGAGAUUAGCGUCAUCAACAAGAAAUUUCUCGAGAAGGAACUACUCGAGGCUUUUGCCUCCGUGUCUAAUUGCUACAACCUGUUUAGGGGGCAGUUUGUUUCGGCGACGGCCUUGCGCCUCUUCCUAGCCCGUUGUAGGUGGUCCGUGGCCGACGACGUGGAAGUCAUCGUUCCGGUCGAAACAAAGUUUCUCAACAGACUGAUAUGCGACAGCGACGACCUGUUGUCCAACUCGAUGCGAGACAAGCUCCGUAAAACCAUGGAAGACGUCUCCACGAUGAUGGCGCCGCUACUCUCCAAUCCAUCCACGUCCGCGCCUCACAGCAAGGACGACGACAGCAACGUGCCCAUAUGCAUUUGA
Molecule: messenger RNA, 1542 nt
Organism: Ixodes scapularis (black-legged tick)
Lineage: Eukaryota; Metazoa; Arthropoda; Arachnida; Ixodida; Ixodidae
Exons: 2
Coding region: 1-1542 (513 amino acids)
Source: RefSeq, a predicted model, not a curated record